CUUGAAUCCAUAAAAAUAAAUUGGCCGCAAGUCCACUAUCAGGCUUCCGACACUGUGCAGUUUCUGUUGUUUCUUCUUCUUCUUUUUGGAGCUGGAUCUAAGAAUCCUACGUAAGCACUCGAGCAUCUAAUUCCAAGUACUUUAUUCUUGUUCAUGCUGACGAUCCUCGUUUGGUUUUGAUACCUUAUUUUUCUUGAAAAGGCUGCAGCUGAUCCUGUUCUAAGAACUCGAGCUUCUUGUUCAUGCUGACGAUCCUCGUAGUGUGUUUUAUCGUAAAGGUAGUAUGACAUGACAUGCUGAAAAGAUAGAUUCAACGAGCAGACCGACAUACAUAUUUAUUCCUACCUUGAAGGUUAGAUUUUUCAAAAAAUGGGCGCCGAGCAAUCUGCUGAGAAGGCUAAGGGAGGGAACGGUGUUCCGGACGACAUCGACCGAUCCAAAUACUACGAUGGCCCAAAUGAUAUACAGUUAUGGAUCAUGAUGAAGUACUAUAUCAACUCAGGACAUCACUACAACAUCAUCAUAUUGAUCAUGAUGUUGAAGAUCAAGAAACUAGUACACAAAAACAAUCUCCGGAGUUGGUCGUUUUGUAGAAGGGGUCUUCAUCUUUCUAAUAGACUUGGCAACAUACAUCUCCCUAGGAGGUUGCAUUGUCUUUGUCAAUUUUCCCUCUAACAGAUUUAGCAUACUCCCCUCUAGGUGGCGCGCUCCGCCUCUGGUUCAGGUUCUUUACCUCUAGGAGGUGUAGUCUUCACUCAUUUCAGGCACAGUUCUCUUCUUGGCAACAUACAUCUCCCUAGGAGGUUGCAUUGUCUUUGUCAAUUUUCCCUCUAACAGAUUUAGCAUACUCCCCUCUAGGUGGCGCGCUCCGCCUCUGGUUCAGGUUCUUUACCUCUAGGAGGUGUAGUCUUCACUCAUUUCAGGCACAGUUCUCUUCUUGGCAACAUACAUCUCCCUAGUAGGUUGCAUUGUCUUUGUCAAUUUUCCCUCUAACAGAUUUAGCAUACUCCCCUCUAGGUGGCAUACCUGGGGCGACGGCGUACCACACCUCUGUGGUGAUUAACGGCGUCGAAUACUUUUUCGAUGAUGGUGGUAUUUAGGAUGAUGGUGGUUUUUAGGUUUAGUAUCAUCUUCAUGCAAUAAUUGCUAGGAACAAGAAGACCUCAACCUCAUCUUGUUCUUUCUUCUUCAUGUGUUUUAUUCAGUAGAACAAACACUCGUCUCCGUUUUUUCUUCUUCUUCAACAUGCAUUCUCUUCAUUCUUCUUCUUCUUCUUCAACUUUAUUCUGUUUGCGAUUUCCAACUUUUCUAUCAACAUUAUCCACCUCCACUUUCUAAGAAAGUUUCUUCAGGUAAUUAUAUAAAAAAGAUCUUCAUCCUCUGACUUAGACUUCUCUUCUUUCUCUUUAUACCUGAGGUAUACGUAUAAGUUCCUCCUCAUCCCGAAUCGUUCAGGUAUAAGCUCAUCCUCCGACUUCGCUUCUCAUCGUGCCAUAGGAGCUCAGAAGGAUGGUGUGGAUUUGGCCAAUUCAAAUCAAAGCAUGAUGGAGAGUGGUGGAGGAGGUGCAAGCUCUUCAUCAGGUGCUCCUGGAUCAUUGUUUAGGGACGAGUUGAAGACAUCAAUAUCAAUGUGGUCUAAGGAUAAGGUGUACUAUUCGAAUAACUUCUAUAACCGAGUGUCGUGAGUACUAGUUGCAGAUGUGUAGUAGAAAAAAUGAAAAAUGUUUAGUCUAUAAAGAACCAAGGACAGCACGAGAGUCGUUCUUUAACACAGUGACAGCGCCAUUUUCGCAGCUAAAAAGUAGCCCAGAAGAAAGCCUGUUGGUGUUGUCGUUGUCUUCCUCCUUUUUUGUUCUUGUACCAAUUCCACUCGAUGGUGCUCUUCCACUCACGCCUCUAAUCUCUCGCAAAUGAAGCUGAUCAAGAUGGGAAAAUCAAACAAGACCGGAAGCCAGGUUGUAGCAGCAUUGAGUCAGUAUUUUCCAGCUGGACACUACGACCUACUGAGGAAAAACUGUAAUAGUUUCAGCGACGUCGCCAUUUUCUACUGUCUUGGGAAACGAAUCGAUUCGAGUUUCAGGUACAUUUGCUUCAUUAUUUUUACGAGGAAGCAAAAUCGUGUGUUACUUUUACUUACGCUUCUUUUUAUCCCUUCUUCUCGUUGAUGAUCUUGCAACAACCUUGUAAAUAUUACCAUUUCAUCUUCUUCCACAGGCGCAUGGAAUCACUCGGUUCCUCAUGGAAAGGCAUACUGGCUGGUCAAGGCUAUGAGGAAAAUCCUAAAGCCGAAGGCUUUGAUGUGGAGGAAAUUGUGGCCAAAAUAGACCCAAUGAAAAUGUGGGCCAGCAAGGGGUACACACUAGGAGGCGACGGAAGUGCUGGUGGUGGAGCGAAUUUUAAGGCGGUCUUUUUCCUUUUGAUUCAUUCUUACUCCUCCGAAAUACUGAUCUUAGAAAGUCCUCGGCUCAUCUUAUCAUUAAAGAUGCAAGUACAUUGAUUGCUUUAAAGAAGCGAAGAACUAUAGAACAACUAUAGAUCAUACCAUAGUUUUUCAUCCUCUAAGACCCCAGCACGCAAUGCCGGAAGCGCAUCGUUAACGCCAGAGGAGAUGAGGAGAAGACGCUUGGAGGCAAUAGAAAAGCGUGCGAGCGCGGCUGGGGAUGGGACUAAUGCUACAACAUGAAGAUUCACUACACCUUCAUACACACUACAUCAACUACAUGUACAUCAUAAAGACCACGCAAAUAACCUUAUAGCAGUAAUCGCCACUACGCUUCAUAAUAUCUAUCAUGAUUUCAUCAUUACGAGGAAUGAAAACACUUCUGCCAAGCAGACGGAUGAUCCCUUUUUCGUAGCAGAACAUGUUUGGUUCGCAGACCAUAAUCUAGGUGACCCGAAAAACUGAUAAUGUUGAAGAGCAACGAACUGACUCCCAUGUGCUCUUGUUCUCUUCAUCCACCUUUUCUACUUCAUCAGCAAGGUCUGUGCUUGAAGAUCUGAAGAUCGCUUCUGCUCUUUAGAUCUCAGGUUCAGAGAUGGUCUAGGAGAC
Messenger RNA from Amoebophrya sp. A25, 3049 nucleotides. The record is from the annotation of a GenBank genome assembly. Lineage: Eukaryota; Dinophyceae; Syndiniales; Amoebophryaceae.